Molecule: messenger RNA, 1055 nt
Organism: Contarinia nasturtii (swede midge)
Lineage: Eukaryota; Metazoa; Arthropoda; Insecta; Diptera; Cecidomyiidae
Exons: 2
Coding region: 242-556 (104 amino acids)
Source: RefSeq, a predicted model, not a curated record
AUUCGUGUAAAAUUAGUUGAAACCGCUUUCAAAAAACUGUUUAAAAACCCUUACUUACUGAAAAUUGGCAGAAAGUUGUGAGUUGUCACUUGCCAAAAUCGAAAAAUUUCCACAAAUAAGGAAAAAGAAUCCAUUGAGUUGGCAAUAAACGGAUGUAUAUUCGAAUGUCCGCACAUGUGAAAGUCGAAACUGGGGACUAGGUUUAAAUAAUUGUACCAAAAAUGUACUUAAUUGUACCGCAAUGUUCAGUCGAAACGUUUUUGUGGUUCUUUUUAUCGGAGUCAUUUUUUGUGAGCUCCUAAUUACUAAUGUGCAUGCGGGUGGAAAAGAUCAAAAGAAGGUCCAUGCCAAGCAACCAGCCCAAAAAGGUGCCAAGCCCAAUUACAAGGAUUCAAUGGGAAAUUAUAAUUAUAAUAAUUUAGAUUUCAUUGUAUCAAAGCCGAAUGAAAUUAAGGGAAAAGAUGCAGCUCAGAAGAAAAAGAAAUCAAACGGUUGGUCUGACGAUGAAUUAGAGGCCCUUCUUCAAAAAAGUCUCGAUUCAAUGAGAGAUAUUUAAAAAAAAUCCCUCAUUUUGCUGAAAAUUUCUAAAAAUACACGAAACUCUACCGAUUAAAAUGAAAUGAUGAAGAUUUCGUGAUUAAAAUGUCGAAAAAAAUGAUUUUUCCGAAUUAAAAUGAGAAUUUUGUGUACACGUAGAGCAUUCAAUCUUAUUUAUUUAUUUACUCACCGUCUGAUCACAGACUGAAUUUAUCACAAAAUUUUAUACAAUACCAUUCACAAUGAAUCACUAUACCCGAUCGAAUAUCCAACCACCAGCCUUGUCGACUUCGGAGCAGCAGACAUCGAUUGUGUUCAUUGUUUUAAUCUCUAAUUUUCAAUACAAUUUUUAUACAAAGUACAGUUUCACAUUUUUCAAUUUAAAAAUAUUACUUCUAAAAAUUUGUCUCGAUGCUGAUUCUUAAAACAUUUCUCUUAUUAAAUUAAAAUUCCUAUGUUACAAGCCACGUAAAAUGGCUGGUUAUGUGCAUAUUCCGAUGUAAAUGUUCUAACUCUAA